AUGGUAAGAGUCUACGGAGAAGCCAGUUUUCUCUACAAAAUUUGGCAUUGGAUUCUUUAAAUAUGGGAAAUUCUUAUGCUAUUUAUGGCAUCUUGGUUUAGCAAAGAUCCCAGAUACGUCGAUAAAAAGGACGCCUAACCUUUAAGAGCUGGACCGAGUAAUAAAGGAAGUGGAGGUGGAGGAGGCCCAGGAAGUGGGGGCGGUGGAGGUGGAUUCGGAGGAAACUCUGGAGGAGGAUCAAGUAAUUCUAAUGAUAGACCCUAGUUUAGACCUGGAAGAAAUAUUAGAGGAUUGAAUCUAAAUAGAAAUACAGCUAGAUUUCCUAUGGGAGGCGGGUGA
Messenger RNA from Stylonychia lemnae, 339 nucleotides. NCBI's taxonomy places the organism in Eukaryota, Ciliophora, Spirotrichea, Sporadotrichida, Oxytrichidae. The record is from the annotation of a GenBank genome assembly.